AUGGGAGAGGAGAAGGAAAACAUGGGAGAGGAGAAGGAGAGCAUGGAUCACUCACAUGAGAGCAUGGAUGAGGGGCAGGAGAUGAUGGAUCAGUCGAAGGUGGGCGUGGAGGAGGGGGAGGAGGGGAAGGACAGCAAGGAAGGGGGCAAGAAGAGCAUGGAAGAAGGGAAGGAGAGCAUGGAUCACUCACAUGAGAUCAUGGAUCACUCACAUGAGAGCAUGGAUCACUCACAUGAGAGCAUGGAUCACUCACCGGAGGGCAAGGAGGGGAAGGGGAGCAUGGAAGAGAUCACAGAGGAGGGGAAGGAUAGCAAGGAGGAGGGAAAGGGGAUGACGCAGGAGGGGAAGGACAGCAAGGAUUACGGGGGGGACAGCAUGGAGGGCGCACAAGAGGGCAAGGAGGAGGGGAAGGAAAUGACGGACAAGGCGAGGGAGAGCGUGAAGCAGGGAAAUCAAGUCUUGGAGGAAGGGCAGGAGGGUGAGGAGGACGGACAGAUGGGCAUGGCGGACAAGCGGGGGAAGAAAGAAAGCACGGAAGCGAUAAUGGAGGCGGCACAUGAGGGUAUGAAGAGCACGAUGGGGGUGAAGGAGGAGGAGCGCGAGGGCAUGGAAGAGGCGAAGACAAGCUUCAAGGUAAAAAACAUCUCAGACGGGGAUGAAUGCCUGGCGGGAGAAGAUUUCGCGAUCGAUAUGGAUCUACAUGAAGGGUUAUCAACAACGCAGAACCAGUUCCUGGAGCUGUCCGGCCCCGACAUCAUGGACAGGAGGGCCAGCGCACAUGAUCUGUUCCCUGUCCCUCUGGACAGCCAAGUGCCGUCGUUGACCAUGGCCGAGGAGCAACCGGCUCUUGAUCCCAGGGAUCUUCCUGACUCGGCGUACCACCAAGAGCACCAGAGGUCCCUCGACGUUCUUGAGAUCACGCUGUCCGAACAUUCUGACGGGGAGCAGGAGGAGCAGGAGCAUGAGCCACUGAGCAAGACUGUUGGUAGAAUCAAGAGAAGGAAGACAGAAAGCCUUGCAAGCAAUCGAAUGCCAAGGAGUAACGUAGAUAAAGGGGUAGAAGAAGACGCGGGGACGAGCGUGCUGAAACCCUCGAGAACGUACAAGAAAGCUGCUGCUCGUGGUACGAAGGUGAAGAAGACGCAUAAAGAGGAGGAGGAGGAUGAAAGCGAAGAAGCCACGAGGUUGAUGAUUGUGAAGGCGGAACUGAACGAGUUGAAAGAUCCCUCAAGGGAGCUCGUGUCUCUCGAACUCUCCGAGGUCGAGCUCAUGCACAUGCUCUACCCUCGCAGUAGCUGUGGGUGGAACAUCUCAGGGAGAGAAGAGGAGGCUGGUGACGUGGGUGAAGAAGAGAACAGGAGCGCCAGCGGCAGUCACGCUCAGACUUGCCGUCUCUCCUCACUUGGCCAGGACGACGCUCUGUGUAACAAGCUGUUGGAGACGGCGAAACAGCAUGUGGCCGAUCUCGAUCUCAAAAAGUGCAACAUCAGCUACAAGUGGGAUGAAAAUUGUAUAUAUAUGGGAGUGCUUGGGGGGAAGAACAACUCGCAGAAGUACUUGAGCAGCGAUCAGGCCUGGUACCAUGUGACGUGGGAUGAUGGAAGCAAAGCUCAGGUUCUCUUGGAGACCCACCUGUGCAACGUGGCGCUCAAGGAGCAUCAUCGCUCGAUCCUGAGGGACAAGGAGCCCAAGAGUUGGUGCCUCGACCCUCCCUCAGUUGUGCAGCGAUUCUUCACGCUGGUGCUGCAAGAGACGUCGGAGAAGUCUCCCGUCCCUCGGGGAAACGCCUUCCAGGCCUACGAGGGUUUCAACUCGCUUGCAAAUGAUGCGGCAGGGGAGAGGCUCAAGGGAAGAAAGCAGAAGCAGCUUAACGACAAGGACGCGACUGAGGCUCUGGUGCUUCCGGCAGUCAAGCAGGAAGGUGGACAGGAUGUGGGAGGAGCCCCGAAAGCGAAAGAAGCACUGCGAGAUCUGCAGGUCGAAAGAAGCACCGCUGGAGGGCUGACUGUCCAUCUCAAUUGCUACCUCGGGGAUUUCCUGGACAAGGAGGCGAGCAUCCGAGCAGUCGCGCAAGUAGGAUUCAAGUGCGACCCAUGUUGCUACGACAUCGAACAGGAAAAUCGAUCUUGUGCCCUCUGCCCUCAGGGUAAGCUCGGAGCUCUUCGUCCAACUUCGGACGGGCGAUGGGCGCACAUCACUUGUGCUCGCUUCCUCCCCGAGCUGAAAAUCGGGCGCGACGAGAUAUCUGGGCUGGACCAGCUGGAUCGGUCGCGCUGGAGUCACGUCUGCUACCUCUGCGGCACCAAGUCGGGGUGGUGCUUGACAUGCCAGGAGGAGACGUGCUUGAACCCCUUCCACGCGGGAUGUGCGUUGAGGUCAACCAGGUUGACCAAGAGAUCUUUGAGCGCCGUCAUGCCCUGGGAUGCUGCUGGAGGGAAGAUCUCGUGUGGAGGUCACCCCCGGAAAAAGUGA
Guillardia theta CCMP2712 is the source of this 2472-nucleotide messenger RNA. RefSeq lists its product as hypothetical. The record is from RefSeq and is a predicted model, not a curated record. The transcript is spliced from 13 exons. Gene Ontology annotation, biological process: regulation of transcription by RNA polymerase II. The coding region runs from base 1 to 2472 and encodes 823 amino acids. NCBI's taxonomy places the organism in Eukaryota, Cryptophyceae, Pyrenomonadales, Geminigeraceae.